CCUGUAUCAACAUUCAUAUAAAUUACCAAAAGUGUAUUCAAGAUGAUACAGACAUGAUAAGAAUAUUAUUGUUAAAUUCAGAGUGACAUUUGUGAUACUUUUAGUGCGUAGGAUAUACUCAGGAAUGCGGUAAAAUGAAGACCUUCCGAUCUUCACUGCUGCUUCUCAUUCCCUUUGCUUACGGGGGCCUUUUGUUCAACUCUGACAAGAUCCUGGUGAACAUAGGUGACAUUGUGACACUAGACUGUAUCAAUAGUCUUAAGGCAAAUGGAAUUCAAAUCACAUUUAACAACAAAUUUGUUGGUGCAUAUGAACCUAUAUUCUCUCAAGUAACGAACAAUAAUCCCUCGAAAUAUGGCGUCACUAAGACAUUAAGUGCCUCAGGCUAUGUGUUGCAUCUCACAGUUAUAAAUUUCUCAAACUCUGACAUCGGACAAUAUGUUUGCAGAGACACCGUUACAGUGGAAGAACAGUCAGUUUCCCUUGACAAACGAGUUCAAAUAACCCGCGUUACCCUGACGCCAGCCAACAACCCUCUGCUUUUGAUAGAGAACCGAACACGUCAAAUACAAUGUCAAACUGACGUUGGACGACCUGCUGCCACUGUAAGUUGGUUUAAGGGAGGAACAAACAUAACUUCGCAUGCCGAAAGCUCUACCGUGAAUGACAUCACCAUAAGCCGGCUGCAUCUAACUCCUAAUAAAACAGAUCAAAGUAGUGUUCUCUUCUGUACAGCAAAUAACGGGGGAGAUGUAAGAACAUCGGCGAAAACAACUUUGGAUGUGCUCUACGGACCCACAGUGCCUGUGUGUAUCUACGCUGGAUCGUUUGUCAUAGGUCCAUUGUUUGUCCGCGAAGGACAGGUGUUUACACUUAAUUGCUCCAGCUCUGGAAACCCAGCUCCGAGCAUUGAAUGGAUUCCUCCCGGGAUGGUAACGUCAAAAUCCUUAACACUGGACGGCAUUAGCAGCGACAACGACGGCGUGUUUACCAUCAGAGCCAAAAAUGUGCUACAGCCUACGUCACUCCUUGCAGAGUCAAUGAGUAAUACUGCCACUGUGACAGUCACUGUAUACUACCCGCCAGCCAAACCUAGCCUUCACUUUCGGAUUUGCCGUGGUGACGCAAUUGAAGUGACGUCAUCUGUAAAGGUUAUGAAAGGUCAUUCGGUAGAAAUCACGUGUUCUACAAGCAGUAAUCCUCCCUCCACCUACAGAUGGUCCAGCCACCAGACAGAACAAAAUAACGUUAUGGCAAUAGCUGAGGCAGACACUUCGCAUCAAGGGUCGUAUACGUGCUAUGUGGAAAACACCAUGAUGCCGACGUUUGGGGAUCCAGUUUCUAUGUCGAACUCAAGGACGAUCAAUAUAACUAUUCUAUACCCUCCUUCGGUUUCCACAAUAAACAACAUAACGGUUUUGGAGGGUCUCAAUGCAUCAGCGCAAUGUAAGUUCAAACCUGGAUAUCCGACGGAGACGCAGAUCAAAUGGACAAGAUCAAGUGAUGCACAUGUCGUCAGUAUGUCACAGACUCUCUUCAUUUCUGCGAUUAGUCGAUCACAAGCCGGCUUGUACAGGUGUACAGCUUUAAACGUUAUGGAGCCUACUGGAUGUAACACGACAGUUGGGGCCGGGAACUCUGAUGUAUUCGUAGAUGUACAGUACGGGGCGUCAAUAACAGACUUUGAAAUAACAAAUUUUGAAGGUACGGAUGUGAUGGAAAUAAAUGAAAACUUUCGCGUUCCCUUUCAUUGUGGUGUAGAUAGUAACCCUGGGUCACAAAUUGGGAUACUAAAAGAUGGUCUACAUCAGAAACAAGUGAGUAAUGCACAAGGUCUCAGUCACGUGAUCGAGAGAAGUAAAUGUGAAGAUGACGGAAUCUACACGUGUACGGGUCAAAACAUCCACAACUCCGCCCCUGUUAUGAGGACGUUAACAGUUUUUGUCAGAUGUGCUCCGCGUCCUUCUACAGUUUCGCCACCAGAUCGGAAUGUGACCAGCGCUUUUGGCGUACCGGCCAUUUUGACCUUUAACUUGGUAGCCUAUCCGCGCCCUAACAUAACAGACUUCCUAUGGGAGAAAGAAAGCGCGUCGGGGAAUGGGUGGACACUGAUGCAUAACACAAAGAACGUGGAAAUAGUUGGCUCAAUGGACAGGUUAAAAACAAGCAUAAUUUUCAUCAGAUUACAGAACGACGAUUUGGGGUGUUAUAGAGUAAAUGUGAGCAAUGAUCUAGGACGUACGUCAUACAUAUUCCAUCUUCAAGCACAAGAGGUUCCAGACGCUCCACAUAAUUUACACGUUUACGAUGAUGUAACCAAGUCAUCCGUGACCAUUGCCUGGACCCCGGCGGUUGCCGGCGGAAUUCGACAUACAUUCGUUGUGCAAUACAGACAAGUAUCAAGCUCCAAAUGGAUGGAAGACGUAGUCGCAUAUGAUCGAUACAAUCACACUCUCAGAUGCCUCACACCAGGCACUACGUAUGAGCUGAAGGUGUAUGCUGAAAACGACAUUGGGCGAUCUCGCGGAUCAAUCCCGAUACAAGUGACUACGCUGACCGAUCCAGGUACGUUCUGUCCAAGUGAUGCUCCUGUUAUUGGCGGUGCUGUUGGUGGAAGUAUCGGAGCGGUGGUGGCCAUAGUUGUGGCCGUUUUUAUUCUUAGACGGAAGUACACAAUGAAUUGCACCAUUGCAAGAAAAACGGAUGAUCCUGCUGGAGAAUCCGUAUCCGGUAGAAACAAUCCUGCAAACAAGGCGGCUCAGACGUACGAGGAAGUGUCCAUGACGACUGCGGAAACAUCGGUUUACGACGCUCUAAAGGAUUGGGAAAACAGACCGAACAGUGCGCAUGUGUAUACGCCGUUGGAUGCGUCCACUUUAAAGUCCAACUUAAACUACGAAAAUAUGAAGAACGAGAAUCCCGUUUACAACAACACGGCACUGAACAACCCAGUACAAAUGAUGCCUUAAGAGAAACAACCUCGGUCAAUACAUGACGAGUUGACGACCUUUUAGUAAAAAUACCAGACCAAUCCCGAGCCAUUUCAAGCUCAAACGUUGUAAGAGGGUGCGAACACAUAAAUGAUACAGUGUUUUUAUGUUUGUAUGUGAACUUCGUAAUCUUCAGUUUUUAUGCGGGUCUUAUCUUGACCUUUCAUAAGCAAGAAACAUAAACAGAUGGGAAAGUUUGCUUACGAAAGAAUACAAAUAAUGAAAUUGUUUGCAUUUAUUACAUGAUUAGAAAAAAGAGCAUGCUUAAGAAUAUGAUAUGCGCAUUCUCCUUAUCAUUAUUACAUGUGUAAUCAAUCAUGCUACUGAUUUGCUAUUGCUUGUUAUAUUAUUACCCAUGUCCGAUAGUUAUUUUCAUAAUUUACAACUAUUCUUUAUUCAUGUUAUAACUAUUAUUAAACUUAGGUUGCGUCUGAAAAUAACUUACAAAUACAAAAAUCAACUUACUCCAAGCAUAAGAAUAUAUGUAUUAAAUAAUCACUUUUAGAAUGACUGUUACAGUAUUGUAUGUGUACUGGAAAAUGCAAGGAGUAAUAGUAUAUUGAACCAAUGCACACACACUGUGGUUUUAACGUCAUACGGAUGUUACGUUGUUCGCGACAUAAUUUACUUAUAUUCUAGACUACAGUUCAGCAGCGGACAAAAAAGCGGGCGAUACGGGUAACAAAACCAUGAUUGUAUUUCUGGAGACCGGCAUUUCUCGCAUAAUUCAUUGAUCGAUAUUUCCCGAUUAUGACCAGUAAGACCGAUUAAAUUGCCUGAGCCAAUUAGCAGUCAUUAUCAGCCAGUAGGCGGAGAUUACCUCAUAACUGGCAAUGCUUGUUGUGUCCGCGUCUUCGUCGACAAAGUUUUGUUUUAAUCUAUAACUUUUAAACACUACUAUUUAUAGUCUUUAAACGUAAUAUGAUUGGUGAUGAUCAGUUAAUGACCGCUAUUGGUUUUUGGGGUCAAACGCUCGAGGGUCAAAGUCAAGGUGACAUUCAAUAAAUCAAUUAGAUUCAAUAGAAUAGUCGCUUUCGUUUCCGAUCAAUACCUGUUAACUGAUGAACAUUUGGUGUCGAUUCACUGGUAACAUAAGGUAUACUAUUCCAAUCAAUUUAAUACAGAGAUAUUACCGGACAUAUACAUUUUGCAUACAGCUUUCUAAAGUGUAUACUGCAUAUCGAAGCCUAAAUUUGUUAGAUAAAUAUAUGCUGUGCUAUUUCUUGAGUGAAGAUACUUGCAUAUAUACAUGUAUGUCAGAAUAAGAUUAAAUUGCAUAACAUUAUAUUGUAUUAAUUACUAAUGACUGACUAUUGUACCUCUUCUAAUUAUUGUCAAUUUACUGCCAAGACUAAAAUGCAAUAGGGAUUUUAGACAGUAUAUCUAUUUUAUCUCUCCUAUUACCUUGUAUUGCCCAUAGAGGCAUUAACAUAAAUUGGAUCGAAGUUGUAAACUUCAGAUAAAGCUUGGAAUGCAAAUUGGUCAUAGUCAGUAUUUGACACUUUUGGAGUUAGAAGGUCAAAGAUCAAGGUCGUGGUGACAUUUGCUGGAAAAUUAUGAUCACUUUUGUAUCCGACUGUUUAAAAAGUUCAUAUUUGAAUUAUGACUAUGCAUCGGUAUUAGCUAUUUCAUAUCAUGGCGGGAACUCAUAUAAGCCACGACACUUUGUUAUGCAUCGAAAAUGCUCCAAUGCAUCUUCUGCUGUAGUGCCAAUGAGUUGAAAAGGGACGUUACGGUGAGUUUGAUCUCUUAAUUUUCCUUUUUAGAGGGUUAUAAAUGAGUUAUAACGGGAAAUGUAGUUCCACAUAGGAUUGAACAUCUGUGUUGCGUUUAAUGUUAAACUUCCGAAUAAAAAUCAAUACCUGAUCGUCUAUACCUUGCAUAACUUGCUGGAGCUUAACGUGAACAACUUAAACAUCUUUAUAUGUAUAUGUAUUUUCUCCAUGGUAACAUGUGGCUCCAUUGAUUGCCCGCCGUGUAUGUAUGUUUUCCUUGAAUUUAGCGCCGAUAUUCAUGAACGUUUAGAGUCUAAAAUAUAACUGAUUUUAGUUGUAACGAUUUUAUUAAUAUAUCAAGGAUAUUAAACAUGCUGAGACCCAGA
Messenger RNA from Mya arenaria, 5091 nucleotides. Its product is annotated as hemicentin-1-like. Gene Ontology annotation, biological process: cell-cell adhesion. NCBI's taxonomy places the organism in Eukaryota, Metazoa, Mollusca, Bivalvia, Myida, Myidae. Gene Ontology annotation, cellular component: cell-cell junction. The record is from RefSeq and is a predicted model, not a curated record. Gene Ontology annotation, molecular function: cell adhesion molecule binding. The transcript is spliced from 16 exons. Bases 135 to 2969 code for a protein of 944 amino acids.